AUGGCGCCCAGCUUCUCUGCGAUGAGGUUCCGUAAGCAGGACAGAGCUGCUGGACAGAGCCUCGACUACCGAUAUGGCGAUGCUGGUAUCAGCGCUGCCAACGAGGGAGCUACCUGGGUGGAAUGGGCUCGUGGGACAUCCGACACAGAAGAUGAGCCGGCAUUGUCUCCAGUGGCAGCCUCUAACGAGAAGCAAGAGACUCGAGAGGAUACGAAGGCAUCUAUCACCAUCACUAUCAAUCUUCCCUGGCAGAGAAAGUCAAAGCGGUCGUCUUCACUGCCUCCAGUCAGGCGGAAACAGGUCUCGUCGCCGGUACCGCAACCAGAGCCACAGCCAUCCCGUGUGUCCAACGACAUUCCUCGCUCCAGGGUUGCGUCGCCAGAGCAAGACAAUGGGGCUUCAUUUUCGCCAACUUUCUCCCACACGAAUUGCUCGCGAGCAGCCAGUGCUCCCAAGAAGCCAACGAGUCCGCUUUAUACUGGCACGCCGGCGCUGAGCAUCCUCUCGCCGCUCACAGAGAGCUUUGACUAUCCAGAGACGCCAAGGACUGUAAAUUCGGACAUGGGAACGUCCUUUGAGAACUCUCCCUCGUCGCCGUUCAAGCAAUCGGUCUUCGAUGAUGGCGAGAUUGGCCUCCGUCGCUAUCAUCCACCGUCGCCAAAACAAGUUCUGGCCCGCGACAGUACGAUACCGAAUCGUGCCUCGCCAAAACCUCAGUCUGUAUCGCCGAAACUUACAAGGGCAGCCUCUAGUCAAUCACAAAGAAUGUCGCCUGAUCUGAGACGGCCAAGCACAAGUCUGUCACAUCGGACAUCGUCAAAGCACAGCGUGACGACUGACCGGGAGACUGGUCGAUAUAGCCCACCGCCAUCUCAAGCAUAUACGCGCCGAGCACGCUCAGUUGAGCCUACUGUGCAGCGCCGUCAUUGCUCAGAUGAUGACGAACACUCUGCCAAACAUCAUUACCGUCGGCCAACCCCACAGCAUCUUGAGAGCUCGGGCUCUGAGGCAGACGACGACGAAGGAUGGCCACUGACUAAAGCUCCCUCGAGCAUACCUGUCCGGACACCCUCGCCAAAGGCCACCCAGGGGACUUACAAAGACAUCAAGAACGAUUACAGUGGUAUCCGCCGCGUCAUCGAAGCCGACAGUCAUUGCGACCGCGAGCGGGACAAUCCUCACAGCCGGGCCUAUGCGGCUCUGAACAGCCACCCACCACAGGGUUCGACGUACCAACAACCACGAGCAGCCCGAAGUCCUUCUCUAUCGUCAUCCUCCACAACGCCGCAACUACAGUCUCAAGCCCCGCUUCCACCGCGACCAAGCACCAGACUUACCGACAGGUCGUACUCGCGCAGUAUCAGCCAGCCCGGCAGUGCAGGAAGCGGCGUCAGUAUGGGCGCCGCCAGUCUAAGUGACGAGGGCUACUUCACGGCAGGUGACAAGGAGGUGCAGAGCGGCCCACAGAGUUUGGUGCCUAGUGGGGAGGAUCUAUGGGGUUGA
Messenger RNA from Cyphellophora attinorum, 1503 nucleotides. RefSeq lists its product as uncharacterized. The transcript has a single exon. The record is from RefSeq and is a predicted model, not a curated record. NCBI's taxonomy places the organism in Eukaryota, Fungi, Ascomycota, Eurotiomycetes, Chaetothyriales, Cyphellophoraceae. Bases 1 to 1503 code for a protein of 500 amino acids.